Medioppia subpectinata is the source of this 1005-nucleotide messenger RNA. Lineage: Eukaryota; Metazoa; Arthropoda; Arachnida; Sarcoptiformes; Oppiidae. The record is from the annotation of a GenBank genome assembly.
AACAUUGUUAUCUGGUUUGCAGUCAUUGAAGGCAUUCUUCUGCCGAUCGCUCUCUACAUAACUGACGACCCCUUUAGGGACGCCGUGAAGAGGAGUUUCCGUAGAAAAAACUACCGGUGCUCUGACAUCAGUAAAACAGGCACUGAGGGUCCGUUUCCGCUAUACUUCAAUGACUUCGCGCUAAUCGAUAAGCCAUACGUCGGUGCCAUGAGUUCAAUACCGACCGCUAAACUCAAUACCUCUCCGUCGCCGUUGACUGUGGUCUCGAAUUAUAGGCGCUCAUCGAUGAGGGCUAAUGAGAAACACCGGCGAACCAACGCUAAUGAGCCGCUAAUGCGGGCCAACGCUAACGGUCUGUCCUCGUCGUCGUCGCUGCGGAAAUGCAAACCACCGAAAGGUAACGACAAAUACAUGUUUCUCAGCAUUUAUGGCGUCGACAAAGUCAUACCAGUGACCAAACCGGGCGUACAAUACAAUACGGGCACCAGUAGUCACGUUCGCUGCGGAAAUGCAAACCACCGAAAGCAUUUAUGGCGUCGACAAAGUCAUACCAGUGACCAAACCGGGCGAUGUUAUGUUAUGCCCGUGGUCAUCAGUGCUGCCGCCGGUGAGAGACCGGUUGGGAAUGCGGGUGUGGAUAUUUUUGUCAUGUUGAGACAGCUGCAAGCGGCCGAGACUGCCGAGAUAGCCUGUCCGAAAGGUCACAACAAUUAUGCGAACGACGAUCACAUUUACGCCACUCUUUCCGAAACGUUUAGCGUUCGGUCCACUCUUCCCGACAAAAGACAAUUACAGCAAAAGUUACAAAAACUAAACGACCAAACGGUCGAUCAAAUGGAGAGGAAUGCGAUCUCCAGUUUGUCUAAUGAGCCAAAUAUGCAAAACUCGUCGCCGAUAUCUGCCUUCAAUACGGGACCCAAUUGUGCGAAGAGCUGCGGCACCGGUAGUGUCGACGGCCUGUCAAUGAGUGGCGUGUCGUUCACCACAUUAGCGAACGACGACUUC